Sarcophilus harrisii (Tasmanian devil) is the source of this 4195-nucleotide messenger RNA. RefSeq names its product zinc finger protein 883. The transcript is spliced from 6 exons. Bases 406 to 2172 code for a protein of 588 amino acids. Lineage: Eukaryota; Metazoa; Chordata; Mammalia; Dasyuromorphia; Dasyuridae. Gene Ontology annotation, biological process: regulation of cytokine production; regulation of immune system process; negative regulation of transcription by RNA polymerase II. The record is from RefSeq and is a predicted model, not a curated record.
UGGGGGCGGGGCAGGGGCGGGGCGUACGAAGAAAACCCGGCGCAGUAGCUGCGGAACGCCAUUUCCCAGAGUGCUUUGAGCUGCCUGUUUUCCGAUGGAUUCUGGGAAUCGUAGUUUCGGGCUCUCCCCGCGCCGGCGCAGUACCAGGCGCUUGGGGCGUUCAGCCCAUCUUUUUCUUGUUUCUUUUCUUUUUUUGUGCAGUGACUCCCGGGCAGCAGGUAUCUUUAUUUUAGAAAUAAGACAUUUAUUAUGAUAUUCCAGAGUCUUUCAAAAAUCAUGGGCAGAAGCUUAGUGAUCACAACUGCAAAUUCUUCAGGAUUCUGGGAAGUAGUUCCUCUGAGCCUUGUGAUUUGAACUGACAAAGAUUCUGGUUUUUUCCAAGAAGGAAGAACUGAAGAAAAGAAGAUGACUUCUGAAUUCCUGACAACCUGGUCUCAGAAAUCACUGACAUUCCAGGAUGUUGCUGUGGAGUUCACCCAGGAGGAAUGGGGGCUAUUGGAGCCGGCUCAGAAGGACCUAUUCAGGGAAGUGAUGCUGGAGAAUUAUGAGAAUUUUGUUUCCCUUGGGCUUCCAGUUUCCAAACCAGAUGUGACCUCUCACCUGGAAAGAAGGGAAACAUUUAGGCUGCCGGAGGGAGAAGUCCCAAGAGGCACUUAUCUAGAUUUUCUUCAUGAAUAUAAUAUAUUUGGACGAAAAUAUAGUCUGGGCACAAUUCUCAUCCCAUGGCAGAGAAUUCCUGUAGGAAAAUAUCUCCAUAACUACGAUACACUUGGAAAGAGCUUCAAACAUUUUUCAGAUCUUAUUGAACAUAAUAGAAUUUCUUUAGGGGAAAAUCUUUUUACUUAUAAUAAAUGCAAGAAACCCUUCAUUUACCACUCAAAUGGCAUUCAUUACAAUGGAAUAUUUAAUCAAGAAAAACAUCCUAAAUGUGAUGAAUUUGGUGAAGCCUUCAGCAUCAAUUCAUGCCUUCUGGUACAUCAAAGAAUUCAUUCUCCAUUAAAACCAUUCGAAUAUAAUGAAUGUGAGAAAUCCUUCAGCCCAAAGGGAAAUCUCUUUUCACAUAAGAGAAUUCUUAGUGGAGAAAAACCCUAUAAAUAUAAUGGAUAUGGAAAAGUCUUCAGCAAUAAUCAAAAGCUGUCUCCACAUCAAAGAAGCCAUAUUGAAGAAAAGUAUCAUAAUUAUAAUGAGUGUGAGAAAAUUUUUAUUCAAAGCUCUUCCCUUAUGCAGCAUCAAACAAUUUAUACUGAAGGGAAACCCUGUACAUGUAAUCAGUGUGGGAAAAUCUUUAGUAAUAAUAACUAUCUUAUUCAGCAUCAAAGAAUCCAUACUGAAGAAAAGCCCUAUAAAUGUAAUGAAUGUGGGAAAGCUUUCAUUGAUAAUCAAAACCUAUCACAACAUCAAAGAACCCAUACUGGAGAGAAGCCCUAUAAAUGUAAUGAAUGUGGGAAGGUCUUCAUCAAUAAUCGAAACCUGUCACGACAUCAAAGAAUACAUAGUGGAGAGAAGCCCUAUAAAUGUAAUGAAUGUGGGAAAGCCUUCUGUACUACUUCUCGUCUUGAUGUACAUAAGGUCAUUCACCCUGGAGAAAGACUCUUUGAAUGUAAUGAAUGUGGGAAAGGCUUCAGGUUUAGGUCUGCCUUUAUGAAGCAUCUGAGAAGUCAUACUGGAGAGAAACCCUAUGAAUGUAAUGAAUGUGGGAAAGCUUUCAGUUGGAAGGGAAACCUUAAUACACAUAAGAGAAUUCAUACUGGGGAAAAACCAUAUUUAUGUAAUGAAUGUGGAAAAGCCUUUAGCAAUAACGAAAGCCUAACACGACAUCAAAGAAUCCAUACUGGAGAAAGACCCUACAAGUGUAAUGAAUGUGGGAAAAGCUUCAGGCAAAGUUCAUCUCUUAUGCAGCAUCAUAGAAUUCAUACUGGAGAGAAACCUUACAAAUGUAAUGAAUGUGGAAAAGCCUUCAAUAAUAGUCAAAACCUAACAAGACAUCAAAGAAUUCAUACUGGAGAGAGACCCUUUGAAUGUAAUGAAUGUGGAGAAGGCUUCAGAUUCAGCUCAAGUCUUAUGAAACAUAAGAGUAGUCAUAUUGGAGACAAACCUUAUAAUAAUAAUGAAUGUGUGAUAAAUUUUAGCCAGAAGGGAAACUUUAGUACACUUGAAAAUUCAUACAGGUGACAUCUCCCAGCCUAUCCCUCUUUGAAUCCAAUGAAUGUGGGAAAAUCUUUAAUCAGAAAGGAAACCUUAAGAAAACUAAUACUAAAACUAAUACUAAUAUUAAAGAAAAAUGUUUUUUAGUGUAAUGAGUAUCAAAAAGCUUUCAAAUGGUGUGGAAACAUAGUCUUCCUGACUAGACAUAGACAAUAGGAGCUAGAAACCUAUUGAAUGUAAGGAAUGUGAGAAAAGUUUCAUGAGGAAGCCACAUUUGCUGCACAUUAGAGCUUUGAUCCUAAUUAAAGAGACAUUCAGGGUAAUGAAUGGGGGAAGACUUUCAAAGUAGAGACCUCAAGACCAUAAAAAACAAUACUGUAGAGAGAAAUCUUUUUAAUGUAAUGAACAUGUGGAUGUAUUCAGGCUGAGUCCAAAUUUUUGCUACAUAUAAGGAAAUUAUUGUUGUACAGAACUUUGUCUAUUAUAUAUAUGGGAAAGUUUCGGCUGGUGGGAACUCAUUUCAGAUAAUUAGUACUUGGAAUCUCCAUGAAUGUACUUUAAAGCUCAUGAGAGAUUUCAUGUUGGAUAUUACCUGUGCAGACGUAAUCAUGUAGGAAAAGUUUCAGAAAAUUUUUCAGCCACAAAAUUUCAAAGUUGGAAGGGGCUGCGGACAUCAUCUAGUCAACCUUUAUCUGUAAAAGAAUCCUGUAUGUAUAGUCAAAUAAGUCAUUAUCCAGCCUUUGUUCUAAGAUCUCUAAUGAAGGAGUAACUACUGUCUCUUGAGGCAGGCAGCUCUGCUAAUCAUUAGGGAAUUUGUCUUUAUGUCAAUCUUGUAUUUGCCUCUUUAAUUUUCACCCCAUUUCUCCUCAUUCUACCAAUGAUAGCCAAGCUGAACAAACAAUCCCAUUUCCCUUCAACAGCCUAUAAAAUGCUUGAAGUCAACUUUUAUGGCCUUACUAGGUCUUCUCUUCUUCCAUGAUUACAUACCUAUUUCCUUCAACCUGUCCUCAUCUGGCAUGAACUAACUGCUUUUCCCCAUGCUGGUUGUCCUCCUCCAUGUCAUUCCUAAAAUGGAGUUCCCAGAAGUGAUAAAUGCAGCAAUUUUCAUCUCUGUCAUUUUGGGUUCUAUACCUCCUAAUAGCACCCAUCAUUUAUAGUUCAAAUGGGCAUUUUUGGCUGCCCUUGGGCAUUUUUGGCUGCCCUUUGGCAUUGUUGACUCCUUUUGAAUUACUUAGGUUACUUUUUUAUCCCCCAGAUAGAUGGUUGUUUAACUUUGCCAUCUCUAUUUUGUAUUUAUUCAAUUAAUAUUUUGAACCCAAUAUAGACUUCAUAUUUAUCCCCUUCCAUUUCAUCUUACUCAUUCUUUCUGGUGAUCUCACAGCUAAGAUAUUUUAAAUUCUGAUUCUGUGUUCCCUUGUGUGAACGCUCCCUCUCAGGUUUGUAUCAUCGAAGUUUGGUUCUGAUUGGUAGUCCUAUGACUUGAUCCAAGCCAUUAAUAGUAACAUUAAAUAAGAGAAGUCCCUGUACGGAUCCCUGGGUCACUCCAUGGAAGAUCACCUUCCAUAUUGAUAUUGAACCAUUGAUAUAAAAUGGAAUCAUAAUUCAACACUGGAGAUUCAGGGUGUCUGAUUUUACUACUGGCUAUAAUUAUAUGUUGUUUUUUUGGAAGAAAAAUGUACGGGCAUUAUAUCCUCCUUUUUGGUCAUGGCUGAUGCCAUUCUAGGUGCUAUGGGAGGGUAAAUCAAACUGGUAGUAUGCAACUUGCAGUUAGGGUCUGGGGGUAAGGGUGGAGGAACAUGGCUUAUAACACAAAUAAACUAAAACAAAAUGACACAUGGUAAAUGUCCUAAGUAGGGAAGAAUUAUUUUUUUUCUAAAUAAGCAUCUAUAAAGCACCUGCUGUGUGCCAGGCACCAUGCUAAGCACUUAUAAUAUUAUUUCAUUUUAUCUUCACAAAAAUCCUAGGAGAUAGGUGCUACCUUUAUUCUUAUUUUAUACCAACGAAGACACGAGGGCAGAUGGAGCUUAAGUGACUGGCCCAGGAUCACAGA